Danio aesculapii is the source of this 1645-nucleotide messenger RNA. RefSeq names its product peroxisomal biogenesis factor 14 (gene pex14). The record is from RefSeq and is a predicted model, not a curated record. Gene Ontology annotation, cellular component: peroxisomal membrane; peroxisomal importomer complex. NCBI's taxonomy places the organism in Eukaryota, Metazoa, Chordata, Actinopteri, Cypriniformes, Danionidae. Gene Ontology annotation, biological process: protein import into peroxisome matrix, docking. The transcript has 9 exons. Gene Ontology annotation, molecular function: signaling receptor binding. Bases 35 to 1171 code for a protein of 378 amino acids.
CGUCGUUAGCUUCCUGGCUAACAGCGCCGACGACAUGGCAUCACAGGACCAACCUGACCAGCAAAAUCAGAAUGCUGCUCCAGCCAGAGAAGAUGCAGCUCCGAGAGAAGCGCUGAUUGCUACGGCAGUGAGGUUUCUACAAAACCAGCAGGUUCGUCAAAGCCCCCUGGCAACCAGAAAAGCUUUCUUGAAGAAAAAAGGUCUGACUGACGAGGAGGUUGAUUUGGCCAUCCAGCGGACCGGUAAUACAGAGGACUCACUAGCUCUUGCAGUUCCGGGACCUGUGCACUUUGCUCACCCUGUUCCUCUGGCCCCGCACAGUCCCUCAGGUUACAGAUGGAGAGACUACAGUGCCCUGGCUGUCAUCCUGGCAGGAAUAGCCUUUGGCUUCCAUCAUCUCUACCGGAAAUACAUCCUUCCCCUCAUUAUGGGCAGCAAAGAGGACAAGAAGCAUCUGCAGCGGAUCGAGAGCAACAUCGCGGAUAUGAGUGGCACGCUGACACAGACAGUCACCCAGCUGCAGAUGACCCUGGCUUCGGUGCAGGAGCUGCUGGUCCAACAACAGAAGAAAAUUCAGGAGCUGACACAAGAGCUGGCUAACUCACAGGCUUCGUCUGCCACCAACCGCAUGCUGGAGUCUCAGAGCAUCAGCGAACUCAAGGCUGAGAUUGUGUCUCUUAAGGGUCUUCUCCUCAGCAGGAGACAGUUCCCUGCUUCACCAUCCGUUCCAAAAAUCCCAUCAUGGCAAAUCCCUCUCAAACCGGGGUCGCUGUCCAACCCGCCCUCAGUCAACCACACCAACAGCAGCAGUGACAUUUCACCGGUUAGCAACGAGUCAGCUAAUUCCUCUCCCAUCAAAGAGGGCAGCAGCUCUCAGGCCACCCCAUCCAGCUCGCUCUGCCUGAACGGAGAUGUGGGCCUGGGCUCCCUUCACCCUCUAGACCUGAAAGACCAGGUCCGUAUGGAAGUGCAAGGAGAGGAAGAAAAGAAAGAGGACGAUGAGGAAGAGGAAGACGAGGAGGAUGAUGAUGACGACGUGACCCACGCGGACGAGGAAGAUCAUCUGAGCGUGCAGACGGAGGACAGAAGAGGAGGCGAUGGACAGAUAAAUGAGCAAGUAGAGAAACUACGGCGUCCAGAGGGUGCGAGUAAUGAGAGCGAAGUUGAUUAGAGCUAAAAAAUUCCCACACCCGGACUUCAUCCGUCCAUCUGCUCCUCUUGGUUUUCCCAGGUUUCCUUAGAGUUAAUUUAAGUUUUGAAAUCACACCCCUGUUGCAGUAAAACGGCUACCGUGUGCAUCAUUUAGCACUGCACAAGAGCUGCAGGUGAGGGGGAUUAUGUUCUUUUCACUGCAGUGCUUUACCCUUUUGACUUUUCCACAUGCAAACUUUCAACGUGCAAACCAGAGCGACAGCACAAACCUUCUGCAUGCCUGAACAAGCACAGCAACAGACAUUUUUGGAAAGACCAUGAGAGAAUUAUGACUUCUUUUUUUUGUUUGUGUGUGUUUUGCAAUCAGUCAGUCCAUACGAUUUUCCUUAAUGCUAGCUAUUUUACUGAAUACUGUAGUGGUUCAAAAAAAGUCUGUUUAAAGUGUUAGCUUGCCUAAAAAUGACAAUUCUGACAUCAUUUAAUCACCCUCAUG